Morone saxatilis (striped sea-bass) is the source of this 3095-nucleotide messenger RNA. It is a transcript of the gene ampd3b, whose product is annotated as adenosine monophosphate deaminase 3b. Gene Ontology annotation, biological process: IMP salvage; AMP metabolic process. The record is from RefSeq and is a predicted model, not a curated record. The transcript has 15 exons. The coding region runs from base 1 to 2340 and encodes 779 amino acids. Gene Ontology annotation, cellular component: cytosol. NCBI's taxonomy places the organism in Eukaryota, Metazoa, Chordata, Actinopteri, Moronidae. Gene Ontology annotation, molecular function: AMP deaminase activity.
AUGAAGAGAAGGGACACGCCCCUUUGCAAGCAGCAGUCCACACCCUGCUUUGGGAAAGAAAUACCACGGCUUUUCCCAAGAAUGUCAAUGAGUGAGGUGGAUGAGAAGGUACGUCUGCGAGCAGAGAGGGUCUACGCCUCUGCCCUAAAAGGGGAAGACACCAAGGAUGCUCUGGCAAUGUUCACUGUGCCGGAGGACUGUCCCAUCGGUCUGCAUGAGGACAGGGAGCGAGCGAUGCAGAAGGAGCUGGCUGAGCUGCAGUCUCAGGAGUCUACCAAGAAGAAGAAGAGUUUCAUGUUGAAGCGCUCGCAGUCGGUAUCUUUGCAGUUACCCGUCACUGCUAAAUGGGCCCAGUCUAUGGGGUCUUCAAUGCUCUCCCCACCCACACCUGAACCUGACCUCCCAGAGGGCUUUCCAGACUUCCAGAGAGUAACCAUCAGUGGAGAUUACUGUGCAGGGAUCACAGUUGAGGAUUAUGAGCAGGCAGCCAAAAGUAUCCUUGGGGCGCUGUUCAUCAGAGAGAAAUACUCCAGGUUGGCCUAUCACCACUUCCCCAGGACCACUGCCCAGUUCCUCCGCAAUGCCGAAAAUGAGAAAUGGAGGGAGGAGGAUGAGGUUUUGCCAGACAUCUGGCCUUUCCCUCAUGAAGGGGAGGACCCAUACUCUUUGGAGGGCAUUCCUGAGGACCUGAACUACGAGCUGCAGAUGAAGGAUGGCAUUGUUCAUGUUUACGACAGUGCCGAGGCCCUCAAACAACAGCAGCCCCACAGCCUUCCUUACCCUGACAUUGAGACCUUUGCCAUAGACCUGAGCCAUGUCCUCGCAAUGAUAGCUGACGGUCCAACGAAAACCUACUGUCACAGACGGCUGAACUUCUUGGCCUCUAAAUUCUACCUUCAUGAAAUGCUGAACGAAAUGGCCGAGCUAAAAGAGCUGAAAGGUGUUUCCCACAGAGACUUCUACAACGUCAGGAAGGUGGACACCCAUAUACACGCUGCUGCUUGCAUGAACCAGAAGCAUCUCCUGAAAUUUAUAAAGACCACAUACCAGACAGAGGCAGACCGCGUGGUCUUGGAGAAGGGAGGUCAGAAGAUCACACUCAAGAAAGUCUUCAGCAACCUUAACAUGGACCCCUACGACCUGACCGUAGACUCUCUGGACGUUCACGCUGGAAGACAAACAUUUCAUCGGUUCGACAAGUUCAACUCCAAAUACAACCCUGUGGGAGCCAGCGAACUGCGUGAGAUUUACUUGAAAACAGACAACUACAUCAAAGGGGAAUACUUUGCACGUCUCAUCAAGGAAGUGGCUAAAGAGCUGGAGGAGAGCAAGUACCAGCACGCUGAGCCCCGUCUGUCGAUCUACGGCCGCUCUACCAGCGAAUGGGAGAGCCUGGCAAACUGGUUCAUCCAGCAUAAGAUCCACUCACCCAACAUGAGAUGGAUGAUCCAAAUUCCUAGAAUCUAUGACAUCUUCAGGUCAAAGAAACUAAUACCACACUACGCCAAGAUGCUGGAGAAUGUCUUCCUUCCCCUCUUUGAGGCUACAGUCAACCCGCAAAAGCACAAAGCAUUACAUGUGUUCCUAAAAUACGUAACAGGAUUUGACAGUGUGGAUGACGAGUCCAAACACAGUGACCACAUGUUCUCUUACAAAAGCCCGAAGCCUGAGGCGUGGACCACAGAUGACAACCCUCCCUACACCUACUACCUGUUCUACAUGUAUGCCAACAUCAUGGUGCUCAACAACCUGCGCAAGGAGCGAGGACUGAACACUUUCCAGUUCCGUCCCCACUGUGGCGAGGCCGGCUCCAUCACCCAUCUGGUUACCGCCUUCCUCACCGCUGACAACAUCUCCCAUGGACUCAAUCUCAAGAAGAGUCCAGUGUUGCAGUACCUGUACUACCUGGCCCAGGUCCCGAUCGCCAUGUCCCCACUGAGCAACAACAGCCUGUUCCUGGAGUACUCCAAGAACCCUCUACGAGAGUUUCUGCAGAAGGGCCUGUGUGUGUCGCUGUCCACUGAUGACCCCAUGCAGUUCCACUACACCAAGGAGGCCUUGAUGGAGGAGUAUGCCAUUGCAGCCCAGCUGUGGAAGCUGAGCACCUGCGAUCUGUGUGAGAUAGCCAGAAACAGUGUGCUGCAGAGCGGACUCUCACAUCAGGAAAAGAAACACUUCAUUGGUCCCAACUACCGACAGGAUGGACCGGAGGGCAAUGACAUUCGGCGGACAAACGUGGCACAGAUCCGCAUGUCUUACCGCCACGAGACUCUGUGCAAUGAGCUCAGUUUUCUCGUGGACGCAGUGAAGGCAGAUGUUGGCACUAGCAUACCUGAGUGAUUGACCACGGCAGCACAAACUGUGCCUGAAUAUAUCCUCAGAGAUGAAGGGGCAUAGGUUAGACGGCACAUGCAUGCAAUUUUAUUUUUUUUCCUGACCCAGAUUUUUUUUAAAAGGAGGUGCUUAUCAUUUUGUUAAUCUGGGUGCAAGAAUCUGGCCUACUUGUUGCAGCAUUAUAGACUUGUAUGACUGUAUUCAAUGCUGUAUGUAUGGACUUGCCAUUCACUGUGUGCCUAAUUUCCCAGAGAUAGAGGUUUAUUUUCUUUUAAAGUGUGCUUGUGGGUUUGCAUAUAUGAAAGGGCGUUAGCCACAAAGCCCAAUAUAGAGGUAGAACAUAAAAUGAUUUACACUUAAAAAAUGGUUUCUUACAUUUGUAAAGCAGGUUCUGCUUGGUGAUUUGUUUUUAUGUCACUUGCAUAUAUGCAUGUUACAAAGGAUUUUAUGUGGACUAAUAGGUCAGAAAUGAAGUUGAAAAAAGAGGGGAAAAAAUAUGAUUUUACUGCCAGGUCAGAUUUGCCUUUCUCACACUAAACUGAGUCAAUUGCAUACAUUUGUGAAUGAGAGGCCAGGCAAGUAUUCACAAAGACAGGUGCAGGGGUCAUUGAGCAUUGUAGUUUUGUGAGAGCUUUGUGGUGAUAUCAGUAUCACAAACUCCAGAUCACAACUGGGGAAAGACUAGGAUUUAUUUUCUUUUUUAUGUUUAUCAUUUUUUGAUAAAUUUUUCAUAUGUAAAUAAAGGCUGCAGAACAGUCAAA